ACCAAAGCCACUGCGCCCGUGAUCUUUGACUUCUUCCAUCCCAUCGACCUCCCAUCCCAUCUUAUUGCCAAUUUCAAGCCCUUAGCUGAGCUAUUUCCCCUCGUCUUCAGCCCAACUUCAAAAGAUGUCUUACGCCGAAGCUGCUGCUCGUGGACCCAAGCAGUCCCCCGAAGAGGCACGCGCUCCCGCUCCUCCGCAGGUUGUGCACGAUGAGGGCAGCGUGAGCUCUUUGAUCGACGUCGACAGCCCGCACGUCUCGAGUGUGCCUUCGGACUAUGAAUCGCAGUCGGUGAAGACCGAUACCCAGGCCCUGCGCAUUGAGCACGAAGAGGAGGAUAAGCAGCGUGAGGAGGAGCGCAAGAAGGCUGCUGCCAAAGCCAAGGCCCACAAGGGUGGUAAGAAGAUCAAGGAAAACGUCGACAACCCCGUCGUCCUCGGCAACGCAGUCGCAGUUGUUGGUUUGGGAAGCGUGCUCGGUUGGGGCGCAUACCGGAAAUACAUUGCUGGAGAGCUUUCGUGGAAGGUUGUCGGUGCUUGGGCUGGCAUCGUUGGCCUCUUCGCUGCAGGCGACUACUACCUUAGCAAGUAUCUCUUCAGAAAGUACCCCACGAAAUAAAUUUGAGGGCUAGGAUGGACUGUGUGGGUGCAGUGGGGUAUUGACUCUCGGAGGC
This is a messenger RNA of Xylona heveae TC161, 671 nucleotides long. RefSeq lists its product as hypothetical. Gene Ontology annotation, cellular component: mitochondrial outer membrane. The record is from RefSeq and is a predicted model, not a curated record. The transcript has 5 exons. Gene Ontology annotation, molecular function: nascent polypeptide-associated complex binding. Lineage: Eukaryota; Fungi; Ascomycota; Xylonomycetes; Xylonales; Xylonaceae. The coding region runs from base 125 to 616 and encodes 163 amino acids.